UUCUAUUUAAAGGCUUCACUCGUGUAAUUCUAGCCACUGUCACCACAUCAUUAAGCCAAACACAGCUCACUACGUUUGACAAACUGUCUCUUUUCUUUAAAAAUGGUGAUAUAAGUGAAAUGCUAUGUUUUGAUUCACAGCCUCCUGCCAUCACAUCAACACAAUGCCUCAUCGCAGCUGUUCUGUUGAGAUUAACAACAACUCUGGCUACUACACUCUGGCCAAUCCAAGGGUUUUCAGUGAGAGUGGCAAAUGCGAGGUCCCUUUGCCACCCAUGGUAGGUCCCUGCUCUGAAGCCAGUGCACUGUUUAACAAAGUCACUGCCAGUGCAACUGGAGCAGUUGGAGUCUUCACCUAUGACCUUUUCAAUCCCAACAUGAACGACUAUAGCCACAUCGUGGCUGUCAUGUUCUCCGUGCCGUAUGAUCGAAGCCUCUACUCCAACUGGUUUGCCGUGGGGAUCUUUGACAAAGGAACCGACUGUGACUAUAAUCUUUAUGACAUCAUGUAUAACGGGAGUGAAAAUAGCUUCGUAAGAGCCAAGGCUGACGGGUCCUGCAUUUCUUAUGAAGGAGACUACAUUAUUGUCAGUGCCUCCAUGUCUGAUUCAGGUGAAGCAGUCCUGAGGGUGGAUGUCAAUGACACAGGGAUGUACUAA
Pelmatolapia mariae (spotted tilapia) is the source of this 658-nucleotide messenger RNA. RefSeq lists its product as uncharacterized. NCBI's taxonomy places the organism in Eukaryota, Metazoa, Chordata, Actinopteri, Cichliformes, Cichlidae. The record is from RefSeq and is a predicted model, not a curated record. Bases 164 to 658 code for a protein of 164 amino acids. The transcript is spliced from 2 exons. Gene Ontology annotation, biological process: monoatomic cation transport; cytolysis in another organism; pore complex assembly. Gene Ontology annotation, cellular component: pore complex. Gene Ontology annotation, molecular function: channel activity.